UUAGAAUAUUGAGAUGGAACACCUGUUUAAAAUAGAAGUAAUUAAUUGGCCAGCCUAACAACCAAAAGCACACUAUCUUCUCUUAUAUAAGCCUUCACCAUCUGCAACAACCCACAAACCAAGCCUCCCAUAUUUGACAUAAGGCAAAUUAACAUGUCCUGUCCAGCAAUUGGUGCCACCACCCAAAUAACAAAUGGUGUUACCUCUGUUGACUGCCAGAAACAUGUCCGGUCAUGGCGGCUUCUGCGUUCCAUUAUGGAACUCCUUAUCCCAAGUUGCUACUGCACCUUCAUUGAAGACCAAGAAAUCAAACAGGAUUGCCUUCACAGCUAUUAUCCAAAGCAUUUUUACAAUUCUUCUAGUGUAAUUGCAGGUACCGUCUUUGGUUAUCUCAGGGGAAAAGUCAGCUUUUGUAUCCAAGCAAACUCCAAGUCCACCAACCCAAUUCUCCUCCUUGAAUUUGCGGUCCUUACAGCAGUUUUGGCUAGAGAAAUGCAAGGUGAUAUCCUCCGAAUUGCUCUGGAUUGUUCCAGUUCACGGAAUAAAGGAAAUUCUGAUUCUGUUUUGUCCAUGCCAGCGUGGACUAUGUACUGUAAUGGAUGGAAAGUUGGCUAUGCAGUUAAGCGGAGGCCAUCAAAGGCUAAUAUGGAUGCAUUAAGGCAAAUGAGUUCAGAUGUUGUUGGCGCAGGAAUGAUUACUGGAAAGGAACUUGAUCGUGACUAUGAACUUAUGUACCUGAGGGCUAACUUUGAGAGAGUUUGUGGUUCAUCUGAUUCUGAAUCUUUCCAUUUGAUUGAUCCAGAAAGGAACGUUGGUCAGGAAUUUAGUAUUUUCUUUUUCCGGUCACAGUGACCUUGGUUCUAGUUCAUCCACAGA
Messenger RNA from Durio zibethinus, 876 nucleotides. The record is from RefSeq and is a predicted model, not a curated record. NCBI's taxonomy places the organism in Eukaryota, Viridiplantae, Streptophyta, Magnoliopsida, Malvales, Malvaceae.